AGUGCGGUUUUAUCUUUAAUGAUUAUAUCACCAGAUAUACGACUUCUUUUAAACGAUACGCGAAUGAAUCAGUUGAUCGAUUCGCAACGUGUCACCUUCCCGAUUUACAGGAAGUCUACUAAUAUUAUUUAAUCACGCUGAGCCAUAAUUAAAUUAGUCAGAAAGGGCAAGUUUAGAACAUGGAACGUGGUUUCCAUCUGUUCAAGUUUCGUCCAUAAGGUUCCCCUUCAUGAUAAUAGCGAUUUCGAAGGCUGUUCAAGUCAAGCGCUUGAAAUUAUUCAAUUUGAUCAUACCGUUUCUUUCAAACAGUGUUCUUUAAUGUUUCUUAAAAUCUAUCUGCAACAUAGAAAAUAAAAAUUAAAAAACCCAAGAUUUAAGUAAUUGAAUUUGUACCGCAGCACCAUGAGUGAAAAAAAGAAAGUACUCAUGAUUUGCUUAGGCAACAUCUGUCGAUCGCCAAUUGCCGAAGCUGUUUUCAGUGAACAAAUACAGAAACAAGGUUUAAUAGACACAUGGGAAGUCGACAGUGCAGCGUUAAUAGGAUACCAUACAGGAAAAGGUCCCGAUCACAGAGCGAUGACAACACUUAGGAAGAAAGGAAUUAAUGAUUAUAUCCACAAAGCUCGGCCAAUCACCUUAAAAGACUACUACGAGUAUGACUGGAUAUUUGGAAUGGACGAGGCAAACAUCGAGGAACUGAAUAGAGAAAAACCAAGAGAUGGCAAAGCCAAAAUCGAGUUACUUGGACAGUAUGAUCCAAAUGGGGAAACAGUUAUCCGAGACCCUUACUAUGACAGCAACACCACAGGAUUUGAAAAGGCAUACGAUCAGUGUGUAAGGAGUAUAGAAUCAUUUUUAAAAAAGCAUACAUAGUACCUUUGUCUGUUACAAUAACACUAGGUACACUAAACUACUGAUAAGUAAUGUGAAGUAAAAAUAUAAAAAUUAUAAAAAUAAAAAA
Messenger RNA from Orussus abietinus, 961 nucleotides. Its product is annotated as low molecular weight phosphotyrosine protein phosphatase. NCBI's taxonomy places the organism in Eukaryota, Metazoa, Arthropoda, Insecta, Hymenoptera, Orussidae. Gene Ontology annotation, biological process: protein dephosphorylation. The record is from RefSeq and is a predicted model, not a curated record. The transcript is spliced from 4 exons. Gene Ontology annotation, molecular function: acid phosphatase activity; non-membrane spanning protein tyrosine phosphatase activity. Gene Ontology annotation, cellular component: cytoplasm. The coding region runs from base 403 to 873 and encodes 156 amino acids.